GAGAAAAAGAAGGGAUUGUAACGUACUUUGUCAAACACUGAUUAUGUCUUCGGCCACCUGCCAGCUCAGCUGGCCUACACUGUGCCUAGAUGGCGCACGAUGGCCAGCCAACGCACAGGGCUUAUUCCUUGGCAAUCGCAACCUAUUCAGUUGAGAUAGUUCACUGCUGCCUGAAUCACCAUUCCUCUAUACAGCCGUGACAAGGAGUCGAGCCUGUCCAAGACAAACGCGCUGUCGUAAUUUCCAUUUAAGGAUUGGAAUAAUCGCAGCCAACUCCGCAGAGGCUUAAACAUUGGUAGCAAUCACGAUUCCUUCCAACAUAAAGUAGAAGGCGACGACCAUUAUCCUGUCAUGGAGAUGCAAGGCUCCAACGCAAAGAUCUUUACAGAAUGGUUCCGUGAAUAUACAGCGGCGCGCGGCAAUGACCUCUCUAUUGAUUCCAAUAUCGUUAAGGCCGUGGAUUCCGACGAGCUUGAUGCCAAAUUCGUUGAACAGCGAAUAAAGGAAUCGGCACUAAAUGUUCUCAUCGUCAAUAGAUUCUGCGCUAAAUGUCAAAGUUUGUUUGACCAUUGGCCUACACUAGGUGAUUCAUCGACUAGAGAACACGACUCGGGGCCUAGUCCAGAUGGAGGAUGGGAACACGCUGUCGCGCGGCCGUGUAGCACCUUUGAAUUGGAAAGCUCGACACGCUCUGGAUGCAGAUUUUGCGCAUUUUUACUGCAGAACCUUAAAGAUAGGAAUUUACUUGACACAUUUCGCAAGGUUGAAGCACGCUUAUACCAUCUCGAUGAGAAUGCAUUAUCAUCACUAUCUAUUCAGAGUUGGGGCUCAAAUCCAAUACAACUCCUGUGGUUGAACCUACCUGGCAAGGUCUGCACUUCCUGCAAUUCCGGUUUAGCUGUGAAUAUGACUAUUGGGUCAUGUUUCCUUCCCGAAUCAGCUGAUUGUUUUGAUGACCAGCUUGAUGUAUUCGAUAUCGCGAACAACUGGUUAUCGAAAUGUACCGAAAACCACGAUCUUUGUAAAAACAAUGGCAACGACACACUACCGACUAGGCUGAUCUCGAUUGCUGGUGAAUCGCCGCGCUUGGUGCUAACUUCGGAAUGUCAUAAUAAGCCGAGAUAUGCUACUUUAUCACAUAGCUGGGGGUCUUACGACGUCAUAAAACUCACUUCAGAUGACCUAGACACAUAUGUAGAAGCACUACCCGUUGAGAGAUUCCCCAAAACAUUUAAGGAUGGUAUCGAGAUUACACAAAGAUUGGGUUUGGAUUAUCUGUGGAUCGAUUCGCUGUGUAUCAUCCAAGAUAGUGUAGAGGAUUGGCAAAAGGAGUCGGCCCUGAUGAGCUCCAUAUUUGGUGGCUCAACCAUCACGAUAGCUGCGUGCUCCGCUCGAGACGGUAGGCAAGGGUGUUUUACGAAGCAACCCUAUUUCAGCGGUGGGCUUCGAGCUCGAAUAACAGACGGCGAGCUACGAAGAGUACAGGAUUUUCAUAGUUCAAAAAUUUACGAUCUUUCAACCUUUGAAACUCAUUUGGGAACCAGAGCUUGGGCACUACAAGAGAAAAUGCUACCCCCUCGAACAAUCCACGUUGGCGACCGAGGUGCUUUUUGGGAAUGCAGAACGACAAUUGCCUCGGAGUACUUGCCGGAUGGUCUUCCACGUAAACUCCAGCGUAACCUCGUUAGACGAAAUGGGAAACUCCAAGACCACUGGCUUGAUAUCGUGCGGCUUUAUUCUGCAGCAAAUCUAACUUUUGGGAAAGACAAAUUACCAGCACUUUCUGGAAUCGCGAGACUUGGACAUGAAGAAACCGGCGAUCUCUAUCUUGCGGGGCUGUGGAGGGGUGAACUUGAGGAGCAGCUAUGUUGGUCUCGUGCGAGAUAUCCACCCAUUAUGAUGCGACCACGACCACCUAUGCAACCACGACCACCUUGGAGAGCACCGACUUGGUCGUGGGCAUCUAUAGAUGGAGAAGUGACCUGGCAUAGUCGACACAAAGGUGGCCUUGACACCGCAUACGUGCAAGUCUUAGAUGCGUAUACAACCAAAAUCGGCUAUGAUCCGUUCGGGCAGGUGACUAUUGGAGUCAUUCGACUUGCUUGCUCAACUAUGGCAGCUGGCUACUUGGUCUACCCGAGUGAAUCUAAUUAUCCUGAACCUGAAGCAGAUGCCACCAUUGUAUUAUAUGCUGGCGAUAGGGAGUUAAACUUUUCCGUUCAGAUAGACUGUCAAGACGACAAUAACACAUCGUCUGGUAAACUAUGCUAUCUGUUGCCUAUCUUGAGCGGAAAAACUGGCACUGGGACACGACGAAAAGGCAAAAACAUGAUCUAUGAGUCCAUGAUUGAGGGCAUUGUGCUUCAAGCUACAGGCAUCACAAAAGGCGAGUUUUGUAGGAUCGGAUCUUUUAAAUUCUACAAAGAUCGCUCCAAAUAUAGCGAUGGAGACGAAGAAGAGAGUUACGAGCGGUUUCUACCAGUAUUAAAAAGACAUGGAAAGGCGACUGCAAAGGCAUCCUGCAAAGAGGUCAUAAGCAAUCGUAAACAUAUCGAUAAACGAUAUGUCAUUACUCUUGUAUGA
Pseudogymnoascus verrucosus is the source of this 2583-nucleotide messenger RNA. RefSeq lists its product as uncharacterized. The transcript has 2 exons. Lineage: Eukaryota; Fungi; Ascomycota; Leotiomycetes; Thelebolales; Thelebolaceae. Bases 352 to 2583 code for a protein of 743 amino acids. The record is from RefSeq and is a predicted model, not a curated record.